AUGCAUCUCUUGGAUCAAGACUCUAUUAACACAAUCUUGUGUUUAACUAUUGGCAAUGUGAGCAAUCCUGAUCAUAUUGUGUGGCCAUGGUGUGCAAAUGGGCUUUACUCAGCUAAAUUUGGAUACCAUCUUAUCCAUGCCCUGAGAAAUGUCUCCCUGAGUAAUGGAGGUCAGUCCUCUCAUUGCGUAAACCCGCUAGUCUGGAAAGAGAUUUGGAAGAUUCACACCUUGCCAAAAAUCAAACUCUUUUGCUGGAGAAUUAUCUCCAAGGCUCUUUCUACUAGAUUGAAUCUUUGCAAGCAGAAAAUGAAUGUGAAUCCUAUUUGUCCGCUGUGCGAAGACCAGGUUGAAUCAAAAGAACACAUGUUCUUUCUCUGUCCCUGGGUCAAAAUGGUUUGGUUUUGUUCAACCUUCAACUACCGGGUCAAUCCCCAAAGCUUUACUACCUUUGAUCAAUGGUUUGAAAGUCUAAUUCAAAUGAAGUUUCCUUCUUCUCUUGAUAAACGUAAAUUCUUAACCAACAUCAGCUUCCUCAUGUGGUCUAUAUGGAAAGCACGUUGUCAGUUUAUCUUUGAUGGCUGCAAACCUGAGCCUAUUCGAGUCCUUCAGAUGGCUAACUCAGCGAAUAGAGACUUCCUUGAGGCAUGUCUUCCCUUGAACUCUAUUGGAAUAACUAAAAGGGAGGUCCUCCCUACUCAGUCCCAUUGGACUCCACAUAGUCUUGGCUGGACUAAAGUUAACUCUGACGGUGCAUGGAAGUCAAACAAAGCUGCAGGGCUGAGGGUGAUUAUAAGAAACUCUGAGGGUGCUUUCUGUGGAGGUUUAGCAGAGGGUAAGAUGUGUCAGUCUGCCCUUGCGGCUGAAGCUGACACUGUUCUCUAUGGCCUAAAUCUGGCUCUGUCUUUGCGUCAUCACAAGGUCAUGAUGGAAACUAAUUCUCUAGUUGUGAAGUCUGGGAUCUCUGGGAACUAUGGUAAUCGAGCUUGGUCUAUCCUCCCGAUUCUCUUAGAAAUCCGAAGAACAGAAGGCCUUUUUGAUUCUGUCAAGUGGUGUUGGAUCCUUCGAUACAAAAUCGUGCUGCUCAUAUGGGGGCAUCGAUUGGAAUUGGAGCAGUGCAUAGGGAAACCUGGCUUAACCAGCCACCACCGUCCCUCGUUCAUGUUUUAA
This is a messenger RNA of Prunus armeniaca (apricot), 1167 nucleotides long. The record is from the annotation of a GenBank genome assembly. Lineage: Eukaryota; Viridiplantae; Streptophyta; Magnoliopsida; Rosales; Rosaceae.